Messenger RNA from Drosophila montana, 285 nucleotides. RefSeq names its product pre-mod(mdg4)-AE (gene pre-mod(mdg4)-AE). Lineage: Eukaryota; Metazoa; Arthropoda; Insecta; Diptera; Drosophilidae. The annotation marks the transcript as partial. The transcript has a single exon. The record is from RefSeq and is a predicted model, not a curated record.
UUUAAAAACAUUUGUUUAUUUUGUGCUCUGCCUGCAGCCUCCUCCUCGCCACGACGCCGACGCAUCACCUACAGACGCCGCGCCGGCUGCCUGCUCAUCGACGGCUUUCGGUUUGUGAUCAGCUAUCAGCAGCGGAAGCGCUGCUAUCUGAAGUGUUCCAAUUUUCGGAGCCAGUGCCGGGCGCGUGCCAUACAGAACAAGGAGACCGGCCAGGUGCAGCUGCGCAAUGGAGUUCACAAUCACAUUCGUGGGCAGAAAAUGGCCGCACACAAAGCUACAAAUUGA